Corvus hawaiiensis (hawaiian crow) is the source of this 1429-nucleotide messenger RNA. It is a transcript of the gene DUSP26, whose product is annotated as dual specificity phosphatase 26. Lineage: Eukaryota; Metazoa; Chordata; Aves; Passeriformes; Corvidae. Bases 346 to 933 code for a protein of 195 amino acids. The record is from RefSeq and is a predicted model, not a curated record. The transcript has 4 exons. Gene Ontology annotation, molecular function: protein tyrosine/serine/threonine phosphatase activity; MAP kinase phosphatase activity. Gene Ontology annotation, cellular component: cytoplasm. Gene Ontology annotation, biological process: protein dephosphorylation; negative regulation of MAPK cascade.
GUCGCUGUCGCUGCUGCGCGGCCACGGGCGCUUGUGCGGUGUCCGUGCGUGUCCCUCGGUCCUCCCGCGCCCCUCCGUGCCCAGCCUGGCAUAAACAACCCAGCCUCUGGCCAUGUCAUGCCUUAAAAUAGAUGUUCCUACAUCAGCCUCCCUCCAGCGGCGGCGGCAGCAGCGAGACAUGGCCGACUGGAGCUGAUCCCGCUCCGAUCCCGCCCCGAUCCCGGCGCCGCAUCCCGGCCCUCGCCAAGGACCGUGGGUGGCAGCAGCAGCAGAAGUGACCCCCAGGCCCCUGUCCGGCCUCUCCUCCGCCCCCACAGGCAUGCCGUGUGGGUCUGGGCAGCUCCCAUGGCUUUCCUGUCCAGGUUCUACAGGAACAGCAGCAGGUCCCCGAGCCGGGCCCCGCGGGACGAGCGCGGGAGCCACCCCAUCCUCAGCGUCUUCGAGCUGGAGCGGCUGCUGUACACGGGGAAAACGGCCUGCAACCACGCCGACGAGGUGUGGCCAGGCCUCUACCUGGGCGACCAAGAUAUCGCGUCCAACCGGCGGGAGCUGCUGCAGCUGCGCAUCACCCACGUGCUGAAUGCCUCUCACUGCCGCUGGCGCGGCGGUGCCGAGUACUACGAGGGCACCGGCAUCCGCUACCUGGGCAUCGAGGCCCACGACUCCCCCUCCUUCGACAUGAGCCCCUACUUCUACCCCGCCGCCGACUUCAUCCACCAAGCCCUCAACGAAGGGAGGAUCCUCGUGCACUGUGCCGUCGGGGUGAGCAGGUCCGCCACCUUGGUCCUCGCCUACCUCAUGAUCCGCCACCACAUGCCCCUGGUCGAAGCCAUAAAGACGGUCAAGGACCACCGCGGGAUCAUCCCCAACCGCGGCUUCCUGCGCCAGCUGGUGGCCCUGGACAACGCCCUGCGGCUCAAGAGGAGCUCCUGAGGGAGGGCGGGCGCUGUGGGGGCUCUGCCUGCCCGGCCCCCGCGCCCCGCCCAGCUCGGGCUCUGCCUAUGGGUCACCUGCAGCCCCCCCAGCUCAGGGGGUCCCCAGACCUGUGAGCCGUCCCCAUGGUCCGGCCCGGGCCCUCCACCUGCAGCUCUGCCACCCAGGGAGGCCUGGCCAUGGCCUCCUCCCCACCCCGCUCGCUCCAAGACGCCUCUGGAGGACUCGGCCCCACGUCACUGUCACCGGUCACUCCAUCCCUGUGGGCUCCAGGGAGCCUUCAAGGCUUCGUUGUCCCCCCCGGCAUCUGCCCAGGCAGUCGUGUCCCUCCCUGCCAGGACACUGCAGCUCCAUGUGUCCCUGUUGUGUGUCCCGUGUGUUUCUGGUGAUGUCAGUCAGCUCUGGGCUGUGGGCCCAGGCAAACUCCUGUCGUAGUGUUUGGGUGUUCCCCAUGCCUCGUGUCACCCUGUGGAAAUAAAGGCAGUGCUAAGGAAGA